ACAAUUUGAGGCUUAAAAUUCAAUUUCAAAUAUCAUUAUUCAAAAAGACUUGUUUACAAGCACUUUUAAAUCAUAUUUUUUUUAAUCUACUGCAGGGUUCGGAAAGUCGUUAUCUGUUGUGACGAGCCCGCAAGAAACUCAACAAUUACUGUUUUAAAUCUCUGUUAAGAUUAUGUGUUAUUAUUUAAAUGUAUUAUGUCUAAAAUUACAUGGUUAUUAAAAAGUCCGUGCAUGAUCAACUGACACCAUGCAUGGUUGUCAUUCAAGUUUUAAUAAGUUUUAAAGUUAUUAUGUUCAGUAGAAGACAGUUAAGGGCUAAUAUGACGAUGUGAUGAACAUGGGCCAAAAAAUUUGAGAUCUACCAAUCUAUCUGUGCGAAGCCGGGUCGUGUCGCUAGUACAAUUUAUACCCGAGAGAUGGAGCCGGUAAACGCAUGGUACAUAGCUGUUCGGUCAUUUAGCAGUACCUUGGUACGGGACACUAAGCAAUGGAGAGUAUCUCAGGGGCUCCCGGCAAACCGUAAUGCAGAGGGUAUCCUCACAGAUGGACCAGACUACACAUUCUUGGAUGGGAGACCAACACCGUUACUUCACAAGCAAAAACUCAGAAUGCUGAAACAGAGGGAAUAUGCUGCACAAAUUGUAGAAAUGUGUGCAGAGCUCGACUUUGCUAAGGAGAGGCAUCAGAAUUUGCUGAAAGCCGAAGCGGAAGAGAAACAGAAAUAUAUUGAGAGUAGACUUAAACCUAAGGGAAAUAUGUUAUCUAGAAAUAGUAAGAAAUAGGUUAAUUUAUACUUUGUUGUUAUUGUUUUAGAUAAUAAUAAAUUUUGUUGUAUUAGA
Molecule: messenger RNA, 839 nt
Organism: Galleria mellonella (greater wax moth)
Lineage: Eukaryota; Metazoa; Arthropoda; Insecta; Lepidoptera; Pyralidae
Gene: mRpL52
Product: 39S ribosomal protein L52, mitochondrial
Exons: 3
Coding region: 417-782 (121 amino acids)
Biological process (GO): mitochondrial translation
Cellular component (GO): mitochondrial large ribosomal subunit
Molecular function (GO): structural constituent of ribosome
Source: RefSeq, a predicted model, not a curated record